This is a messenger RNA of Knipowitschia caucasica, 3276 nucleotides long. The record is from the annotation of a GenBank genome assembly. NCBI's taxonomy places the organism in Eukaryota, Metazoa, Chordata, Actinopteri, Gobiiformes, Gobiidae.
AUGUCAACAAUCAGGUUUGAAAAGAUUUUCCCGCAGAGCUGUUCGGGCCAAAGCUUGCUCUUUGAGAACCUCCGUGACUCCACCGAGAAGCCGGCGCCGCCGGUCCUCUCCCGGAACUGUCGCACCUCCCCCCCGCACAAGAAGAACCACUGCCCCAGUGAGAACUCCCCCACCUGCAAAUGCGAACAGGGCAGCAACGGUAGCUCCUCCUACUCCAACGGUCUUCACUCGCGCUCGCUGUCGCACCAAGUCUCUCCGCACAGUCCCGAUCCUCACCCGGAAUACGUCUACAGAAGACCAGACCUCCCGCACAGACCUAUCGCUAAUUUCGCGCCAAUUUCAACCGAUUUUAGCUCCGCGCAAGCUAACAACGAGCAGAAUUCCGGGCAAACCAGCAGCGGGACGUGGCCUAAAGUGAUGGUGGGAGCGUCGAUCCCGGAGUGUGCCCAUCUCUCCAUUUUCAAGAAGCCCAAACAAAGGAAAUCCAUCUUCGACAUCGCAGCGUUUAGACGACCGGACGCCGCUCCCAAACUGGAUUAUCUGUCGCUGCCGAAGCAUUCUCCGCAAAGCUCCAUUUCAGAAACUCCGCCCACGCCGCCCACCAGAAGCGACUCGUUCAGGUUCAAGCACAGGCAGCAAAACAGCUCUGCCUCCGACUCGACCAUCACGACCGGGACGCCGCCCAUGUCGCCCAGCGCAGUGGACGGGGGGGAGACCGAGGCGAAGCAGUUCUACCCGGACGCGGGGGUGGAUGUGGGGGGAGGGGGAGGGAGGAUGGUGGGUGAGGAGGAGGGCGGAGGAGGAGGAGGAGGAGGAGGAGGAGGAGGGGGGAGACACCGGGCAGAGACCCAGACCCAGAGAGUGAGGAGGUACAGGCCCAAGUCGGCUCCAGCGUCGCGGAGGAACGUCACGCCGCUGCAUAUCCCCAUCCCCAUGCAGGUUCAAAGUUUCUCCAACGACGAACACUCGCCCGAACACACAGACUUGUUACGCUUUUCCCCCAUGAGGAACAACCGCUACAGCAUGACCUUCUCCCCUCCCAACUACAGCACCAUCUCUGGACACCCGGCCCAGAGAGGCCUGUCCCCCUGCUCUGCUGUCACUGCAGUCAUGAGGAACCCGGUCUACACGGCCUGGAGUCACGAGGUCCAGAGUAACGGCUGCCCCUCGACUAACACCACCCACUCUCACUCCAGCCCGCAGCACCAGGGUCGCCUCAGCCUGGACCUCAGCCACAAACGCUCCGGAGACAUAAGCGAGAGCAGCUCCACCUCCCAUCACUCCAACUCCCUGCCCUCCAGCGCCCGCACCGGGCAGUUCAAGAGGAUCAAAAUCCCUCCUGUACGAUAUCCUCGCUCCACCGGCUCUGACAGAGGCUCCUUGUCUCACUCCGAAUGCAGCAGCCCCACUCCUCCCAUGUCCCCCGUGAACCUGGACACAUCUUCCUUCAGCAGCAGCCAAUCACAGAGCUCCAUUUCUCCGCAACCGAGAAUCUCCGUCAGUCCGGCGGCGAUGUGCGACAAGAGGAGAGACGGACCUUACCUGGAGGAGCCUCGUAACGUGACGGUGCAGAAGGGGGCGGAGCCUCUGGGCAUCUCCAUCGUGAGCGGAGAGAACGGUGGCGUGUUCGUGUCCAAGGUGACGGCGGGAAGUAUCGCUCACCAGGCCAGACUGGAGUACGGGGACCAGCUGCUGGAGUUCAAUGGGAUAAACCUGAGGAAUGCUAAUGAGCAGCAGGCGCGGCUGGUGAUCGGACAACAGUGCGAUACGGUCACAAUUCUGGCUCAGUACAAUCCUCACAUGUUUCAGCUCGGGAACCACUCUCGCUCCGGCUCUCGCAUGGAGUCGAUCAGUAACCAGCCCACGCCUCACAGCAGCGCGGCCACCACCCCAGACCACCUGUCGUCUGCUGAGGCUCUGAGCGACCAGGACGAGGGGACCAUGACCCCUCCCUCCAAGCAGACCACCCCCGCCACCAGCCCCAACAGCUCCUUCAGACUGGGGCCUCACAGAUCGGCAGAGGUCCGGCUGGUGCGGCUGCAGCGGCUGCAAGGAGAGCUGGGGCUGCAGUUUUGUGGAGGAAACACGUGUGGAGUGUUUGUGGAGCGUUUAGACGAGGACAGUCCAGCAGCGGGACCAGAGGGACUGCAGCCCGGAGACCUGGUCCUGGAGUGCAACGGCGUCAGUAUGAAAAACAAAACGAAAGAAGAGGUUUAUCUGGAGACGCUGAAACCCACAGAAACAGUCUCCUUUAAGGUCCAGAGCUGCGCUGACGAGUUGGCAGCACUGAGAGAGGCCACAGGGGACGGGUUCUUCAUCAGAGCCCUGUACGAGCGCGUGGCCGAGCUGGAGCCGGAGCUGAGUUUCAAAAAAGAUGACAUUCUCUAUGUGGACGACACGCUGCCCAAUGGGAACCUGGGAUACUGGUCGGCAUGGCAACUGGACGAGAAGGCCCAGCGGCUGCAGCGAGGCCAGGUCCCCAGCCAGUACAUCAUGGACCAGGAGCUGUACCGCAGACACACGCCCGACAGUAAAGACGACAACAGUAAGAGUUUGUCGGCCGCGGCUCGACGCUCGUUCUUCCGGCGGCGACAGAAACACAAACGCAGCAGCUCCAAAGACGGGAAAGACGGACUGGGCCUGGACUCCAUCAGCACCGAGUCCUUCCCCAUCGCAGAGGAUGGCACUUGUCUCGUUUACCAGCGCGUCCUCAAGGUGGAGCCGUCCAGCCCCCGCCCGGUCCUGAUCCUGGGGCCUCUGGUGGAACCGUGCAAAGAGCUGCUCGUCAAAGAGUCCGGAGCCAAGUUCUGCCGCUGUCCGCCCGAGGUGAUGAAGGCGUCGCAGCAGGCCAUCGAGCGCGGUGUCCAGGACUGUGUGUUCAUUGACUACAAGAGGAGGAGCGGCCAUUUUGACGUGACCACAGUCGCCACCAUCAAGGAAGUCACAGAGAAGGACUGCCACUGUCUGCUGGACAUCGCGCCUCACGCCAUCGAGCGCCUCCACACGGUCCACAUCUAUCCCAUCGUCAUCUUUGUCCGAUACAAGAACGCAAAGCAGAUCAAGGAGCAGAAAGACCCUCUUUACCUCCGAGACAAACUCUCGCUGAAAAAUUCCAAAGAGAUUUUCGACGCGGCUCAGAAAGUGGAGCAAGAGUUUGGACGCUUCUUCACUGGUGUGGUCCAGGGCAGCGGCGUCUCCUCCGUCUGCUCCCAGAUCCUGACUCUGGUGCAGCAGGAGCAGAGCAAAGUGCUGUGGAUCCCAGAUGGACGACCCUGA